AUGUCUAGUUCUGAGAGUGAUAAAGAGGUGCAAAAUACACCUCCAAAGAAAAAGAAGUACAGUGUCAGCUAUAAGCCGGAUUGGGAAAAAGAUGAUCUGUUUGAGGGAUGGUUAUCAAAAAGUAAUAAAGGCAUGGGUAACAAACGCAAAAAAUAUAGUUGCAGUAGAAAUUCGAAGUCUGCAGCGAACGCCAGGCAAUCAAAAAGGAGAAAGAUUAACGAGGAAAAAAACCAACGUACUCAUGAAUCUCCUGACAAUAACGACUCCUGUGUUGAUUCAAAAAAUAAUAAUCGUGACAAUGAAUUAUUUGAUGCACUCAUAUCGGAUCUGGAAAAAAUAGAUGAGAAAAAACAAAAUAUACAUUUAGAAGAAACGGCAAAUAUUGAAGAGUUUGAAUUGGAAGUGGAGCCACAAAAACAUAUCAUUCCUCCUUAUCAAAUUAUAGGAAGAAGGAUUGUUGAUUUCAUGUAUUUCUUUGAUCAAAUCAAAAUCGUAGCUAACCAUAAUCCUGGACUCGGUUGUUCAAUAAGUAAUGUUGAAAUUGUCAAAGAAAUACUUAAUGGCUUAGAAUCGACAAUCCACUUCAAAUGUACAAUGUGUAACAAGAAAUUUAAUGUCACACUAUGCAAUAAUAAUUUUCCAAAAGAGAUGACCACAAACCAUGCUGCAGUGACUGGUGCCAUGUUAAUUGGUUGUGGUUGGAGCAACCUGAAUGAGUUUUUGAGUGCUAUAGAUCUUCCAAAUUUAGGUCAAAAAUCUUAUGCAACUUGCCAUAAUGACGUAUCCAAGUGGUGGGCAGUUGCUGCAGAGGCAUCAAUGAAAGAGGCUGCUGAGGAGGAAGCAAAGCUAGCCAUCGAAGGUGGUGAAGUUAUAACAGGAAUUCCUUCAAUCACAGUAGUAGCCGAUGCUUGUUGGUCGAAACGGUCCUACAAGCGAAAAGAAAUUGUGUCUUUUUGCUGUGUGGACUGGUCAACAAUUUCCACUUAA
Molecule: messenger RNA, 987 nt
Organism: Pieris macdunnoughi
Lineage: Eukaryota; Metazoa; Arthropoda; Insecta; Lepidoptera; Pieridae
Source: the annotation of a GenBank genome assembly